Messenger RNA from Pseudonaja textilis, 667 nucleotides. Lineage: Eukaryota; Metazoa; Chordata; Lepidosauria; Squamata; Elapidae. The record is from RefSeq and is a predicted model, not a curated record.
AGAGGGAAAUACAAUGUCUGACAAUAAAAAGAUGAGCAUCAACCUCCUCCUUCUUGGAAGAACACAAAGUGGGAAAAGUUCAGCAGGAAACACUCUUCUGGGCAGCACAGACUUUGCCAGUUUUUUUUCCCCAUGUUCUGUGACUACAUCCUGCUGCCUAGGCCGCAGCUGUAACAUUUCAGAGUUUGGGCGUCAGCAAGGAAGAGCACUAACCAUGCAAGUCCGUGUGCUGGACACUCCUGGAUAUCCUCACAGCAGCCUCAGCAAAGAGCAGGUCCAGAAAGACAUCAAAGAUGCUGUAGCUCAGCACUUUGGAGAGCAAGGUCUGCACUUGGCACUUUGGAUUCAAAGAGCUGAUGUUGUACUGUGUGAAGAAGAGGAAACUCCCACCAUAGAACUGAUUGAGGAAAUCCUUGGGCCUAAUUGGAAGACUUACACUGUCAUUUUAUUUACUCAUGCAGACAAGAUUGAAAAAUCAUCAUUUACUAUAGGCAAAUAUUUGCAUAGUGCCUCAGACACACUACAUAAAGUAAUGCAGUUAGUUCAGCAAAAAUGCAUUUUUAUUGACAAUCACACUAGUUUUCUAAAACAUGAAAACCUAAAAGCUUUAAGAAAAAUUAUGGAGAUUCUAAAACAAAACAGUUUCCAGACCCUUCAUGUGAAAUAA